Dujonia railenensis is the source of this 3087-nucleotide messenger RNA. Lineage: Eukaryota; Fungi; Ascomycota; Pichiomycetes; Serinales; Debaryomycetaceae. The record is from the annotation of a GenBank genome assembly.
AUGUCGGACGUGUGGAGACAAUUUCAAUUGUUUGAUCUAACGCCAAUACGAGAUCCUAACUACAAGUCAAAUGAUCCUUUGUACUCAGACCCAUCAUUAUCUGCAAUAUGCUCCACUGAAAGCAACUUGCUAAUGGCAACUAACAAUAUUUAUAUUAGAAUCAUCUCCAAGCAAUUCUUACCUGUAAAAACAUUUGUAGCUUAUGAUUUAGAGUAUAGAAUCAAUUAUAUGAAAGCGCUCCCGCAUUCAAAUUUGUUGGUUACAGUAGCUGAAAGGCAAGGGUUCCCCUCUGUGUUAAAGUUAUGGGACUUGACUAAAAUUUUGACCUUGAAAAAUAUUGAUGAAGAUCAGUAUAAACAUGAGUACCAUACAAUGUGUAGAGUUUCCAAUGGAGAUAAUGCAUUCCCCAUAACGACCAUUCAAUUCAACAAGGGAUUAUCCUGUGUGGCCGUAGGAUACGCUAAUGGGACGGUUUUGUUGAUUAGAGGUGACUUGAUUAGAGAUCGUGGGUCUAAGCAAAGAAUCAUAUAUGAGUCAAAUGAGCCAAUUACUGGCAUACAUUUUAAUUUGUCCGAGGAUCUUCUCUAUAUUACUACGACUUCUAAGAUCUUAACCGUGUUGACAAAUGGCAGAAACAACGGAAGAUUGAAUCGACUCUUGUCUAAAAAGACAGGUGUGGACUUAAAUUGUUCUGGUUUAGAAAGGGAAGUCGCUGGAGGUGAGUUGAUAGUUGCCACUCAAGACUCAAUCAGGUACUAUAAUCAUGUAAGUAAAACAAAUACCAUUCUUCUUGAUAUGCCUAAGAAGCUUAUACAUAGAUUCGGUAAAAAUUAUUUGCUUAUCAUUUCGCCGCAACAGGAAGAAGCUGGUAAAGGAUCGUCAGGAAAUGGAGUAGUUGCCUCACCUAAGAAGCUCUUAUCUCGAAUUGUAAUUUUGGAUCUUUUGAACAAGCAUAUAUCAUUCAGUUUGACGAUCCCUAACAAUACAAUUAAUUAUGUAUUUGAGAUGUGGGGUGAUCUAUACAUGUUGAGUAGCGAUGGGAUCUUGUUUAAGAUUCAUGAAAAAUCAAUAAAUCAGCAAAUUGAAAUAAUUUUGCAGAGAAAUCUUUUCAAUAUUGCUUAUACGCUAGCAAUUCAGAACCAAUUAUCUAAAGAGAUGUUGCUUAGGAUUCAAAGACUACACGGUGAGUAUCUCUUCGAUCAACAGCAAGACUUCAAUGAAUCUAUAAACUUGUAUAUAAGUUGUUUGGAUAUAUUCAAGAGCAAUGGCGAGAACUCCGAGGAGUUGGCAGAUUUUAUUAUGGAUAUAAUUACUAAAUUUAAAGAUGUAUCCAAUAUUAAUAAUUUGACCAAGUUCUUAUAUAAGCUAUAUGAAUUAAAGCUCGCGGAUAAUGAUCAUCUAACUCUUUUAUUGUGUUGUUAUUGUAAAUUGAAAAAGUUGAAAGAGUUGGAUGAAUUCAUCGAUCAAUUUGAUUUUAACGAAACCAGUCUGUCUACAGGGAAGCUUAGGCUUCAGCAAUUAAAUUUCCAACUCAUAAUAAACUUGUUCAAGGAAUGUGAGUACUAUCCUCAAGUGGUGAAGUUGUUGUACAAAUUGAACCAGCCAAGUCAUAUUGUUGAUAUUCAAUUAAAUUAUUUGAAUCAACCUCAAAAAUGCCUUCAAUAUGUUAAAACUUUGUCUAUUGACGAAUUACUAUUGAUCUUGAUUGAAUAUUCUAAGAUUUUAUUGGAUAACAGUCCUAUUGAAACUACAGAAUUGUUGAUAAAUGUAUUCACUGGUAAAUAUAUGCCUCAAGAGGAAAAUGAGCCUGAAGUGGAAGUAUAUGGUCACGAUAGUCGUGCCUUACAUUCAGGAAUUACAUCCAUUCCUAUCAAUAGUUACAAGAAUUUCGUAACAUAUUUAUCUGGAAGUGAAAACAAUGACCCAAUGGAUGGUGAAAAUACAAGUCUAAACGGGUCCUCAAACAAACCUUCAGCACCUACAUACCUACCACCACGUCCAAGUCUAAUCUUUCCAUCAUUCAUAAACAAUCCAAAUGAGUUUGUUGUCUUCUUAGAAGCCUGUAUUGAAACCUUUGAUAAAUACCAAGGAAAUAUAAAUGACAAGAAGGAACUUCUUAUGACGUUGUUUGAAAUGUAUCUUUCUUUAAGUAAAGACCCUGAUGAUGAGUGGAAAGAGAAGGCCAAUGCAUUACUUUCGGAAUAUUCAACACUUUUGAAUAAAUCUUCUCUCCUUCUUGUUUCCCACAUCUAUGAUUUUGGUGAAGGUGAAAUUUCGGCAAAAGAACAAUCUGGUGGAUUCGAAGAAAGUCUAUUCAGGUCUUCUGCAAUAGCUGGUAAUAUAGAGAAUUGUUUCAAUUUGGUUAGAAAGUAUGGAGAUGCUAAGCCUGAAUUGUACAAACUCUUAUUGAAAUUUAUAAUUUCUAAAGAGGAAAUAUUCGACCAAGUAAGUGAUUCUGACUUUAAAUCGAUACUUUUGAAAAUCAAGACUUUAAAAUUGGCGACUCCUUUGGAAGUUAUUCAGAUUUUGUCCAGUACUGAAUUGACAACUAUUGGAUUAAUUAAAGAUUAUUUAAUUGAUUAUAUCGAUACUCAAAAUAGAGAAAUCUCAAAUAACCGAAAGCUUAUUAAAUCUUACGAAUCUGAGACAACAAAGAUUGGAAACAAAUUAAGCGAGCUAACAACAAAGCCUUUCAUCAUUCAAAACAAUAAAUGCUCUUCAUGCCACUUAAAGUUGGAUUAUCCUGUUAUCCACUUUAAGUGUAACCAUUCAUACCAUCAAAGGUGCCUAGAUGAAAAUACGAUUAUAUCAUCUUCGUCUAUCUUGAAUGAAGGAAGCAAGCUGGCUGUACAUUCGAAAGAAAGAGAUUGCCCCUUGUGUAUAAAUGACUUGGAAUCAUCAAGAGAAGUGCGUAGAAAGCAAUUUAAUUCAAAGGAUGAAAUCAACUUAUUUGAGCAAUCUUUGAAGGACAAAGAUGACAGAUUUAAAGUUAUCACAGACUUUUUGGGUAAAGGAAUAAUGGAAAAUGAAUCAUCAGUCAUAGUUCAGUCACCAACAAGGGCUUACUCAACUUUUUUGAGUAGAUAA